AAGAGAAAGUAACUGCGUCAGUGAUGCAAGUCUGUAUAUGUUGCAAAGCCCAAACCCCGAUCCGCAUCCAAACCCAUUCCCCCAUCCAUGGAAGAAAAACGUGGAGACGCCGGAACUCAGCCUCCGGCUAAUGCCGACUCUCCGGCCGCCGAGCCUACUUCUUCGAGACGCCGCGCCGGAGGCCAAAAGCGAAAGGCCAGCAGCCUCGGCGGCUCGGGCUCUUCAUCAACACCGUCGAAACGCUUGACUCGCGAGAAGGCUUCGCUUUCUCACCCUCCGAUCCACAACGGCCCGUUGACGAGGGCCCGCCAGGGGCCCAAUAACCAUGCGUCGGCCUCAGCCGCGGCCGUGAAGCCUGCUGCUCAGACGAAGCGGCCGGAGCCGUCGUCGGUGGAGGCGGAGCGGGCUAAAAGGGAGAGCGAGUUGGAGGCUUUGGAGGCUUCUAUGGAAGCUGAGUUUGAAGCCAUUAGAUCUCGCGAUGCCAAUGCUCAUGUGGUUCCCAGUCAUUGUGGUUGGUUUUCAUGGACAAAGAUUCACGCCAUUGAGAAGCGUAUGUUGCCGUCUUUCUUUAAUGGGAAGUCUGAUACUCGAACUCCCGAUACAUACCUGGAGAUACGCAAUUGUAUUAUGAAAAAAUUCCAUGCGAAUCCAGGAACAUUGGUUGAACUGAAGGAUAUGUUGGAGCUUGAAGUGGGAGACUUCGAUUCAAGACAAGAAGUAAUGGAAUUUUUGGACCACUGGGGUUUGAUAAAUUUCCACCCUUUCCCACCAACAGGUUCUACUGUUGCGAAUGUCAACAGUGAUGAGGUGACAGAAAGGGAUUCUUUGGUAGAUAAGUUGUAUCACUUUGAAGCACUAGAAUCACGAUCAUCAGUGGUUCCUAAGACUAACUUAUUUACUCCAACUGUGCCAUCUGGUCUGUUCCCAGAGUCUACAUUUGCUGAAGAAUUGGUGAGGCCUGAGGGGCCAGCUGUUGAGUACCAUUGCAACUCUUGUUCAGCUGAUUGCUCACGCAAACGCUACCAUUGCCAGAAGCAGGCAGAUUUUGAUCUGUGUUCUGAUUGCUUUAACAACGGGAAAUUCGACUCGGGUAUGUCUUCAUCAGAUUUUAUUCUUAUGGAGCCUGCUGAGGCUCCUGGGGUAAGUGGUGGGAAGUGGACAGAUCAGGAGACCCUCCUUCUCCUUGAAGCAUUAGAAUUAUAUAAAGAAAACUGGAAUGAGAUUGCUGAACAUGUUGCAACAAAAACAAAAGCUCAGUGUAUAUUGCACUUUGUUCAAAUGCCAAUCGAGGAUACCUUCCUAGAUCAUGAUGAUGAUAUUGAUGCCAGUGCCAAAGAAACUGCAGAUCCAACUUCAACUAACAAUGAUUUAUUGCCCCCCAAAGAUGCUCCUGAAACAACAGAGAAUAAGACAAGUGCUAAUGACAGUGACCCUCAAACUUCCCCGAUGGAAAUUUCAAAAGAAGAAGCAAGUGAGGUUAAAGUUGGGGAGGAUACUUCAAAGCCAGAAGAUGAAAAUGAAGUCAAAGUUGGUCAGGACACCUCGAAGUUGGAAGAUACUGGUGAUUUGAAAAUUGAUCAGGAAACAGAUGAGAACCUUGCAUUGAAGGCUCUUAAAGAAGCCUUUGAAGUUGUUGGUUAUCCUCAAACACCUGAAAGUCAACUCUCAUUUGCAGAUGUGGGAAACCCUGCCAUGGCAUUGGCAGCAUUCCUGGCACGGGUGGUGGGACCGGAUCAUGCCAUUGCCUCAGCACAUAAUUCUUUGAAAUCCAUAUCUGCAGAUUCUCCUGGCAUUGAGCUGGCUUCGAGGCACUGCUUUAUUUUGGAAGAUCCACCAAAUGACAGAAAGGAACAAGCUAGUUGUGAUAGUGUUGCUGCUGAAAGGCAAGUGCAGAGUGAGAAAGUCGAUGAAGAAAAUAGUCAUAAAGAGGAUAACUCCACCUCAGGUUUGGAAGAUAGAGGUGUAUCAAAUGAUAACAACGACAAGAAACUUGAAGAAGUUACUCCUGAAGAAAAGUCACAAUCUACAAAAGAACAAGAUGACAGGGUUUCUCAUGAGGAAGUAGGAACUGAUAAAUUGAACAAGUCAAACAACUCAGAGUUACCAAAUGACCAACCACCAACUUUGGGGGAGUCAGAUAAUUCAAAAGUUGAGACACCACCAAGUUCAGUAAAGGAGUCGGGAGAGGGAACUUCAGUAGGACAGCCUUCUGAAACCAUAGAGACACCAAUGGAUGUGGAUAUGUCUGACUCCAAUCCCUCAACGAAGACGGAGCCUCAGCAACCAGUUACAUCAAAUUCAGCUGAGGAACCUUCUCAGUCUACAGAGGCAUCAAAAGAAGUGGAUGUAUCUAAUGCUCUGCCUUCAGAAAGAGAUCAGACUCCACCACCAGUUACUGGAAAAUCAGAAGUACCCCCUCAACCUACAGAAACAUCAAAGGAUGUUCUUAUGGUGUGUGACUCUCAGCCCCCACAAGAGAAUGAGCCUUCCCAACCAGUUGAAAACACUGCAAGUGAGGAUCAGACUGAUGAUAGUAAACACGAGAAGCAUGACUGUACAGACCCAAAAAAUGAUAAAAAGCAAGAGACAAAAGGCGAACAGAAAAUUGAUAAAAUAAAGCAAGCUGCAGUUUCUGCAGUCUCAGCAGCUGCUGUGAAGGCAAAACUUCUAGCAGAACAGGAAGAAGAUCAAAUUCGACAGCUUGCAGCAAUGUUGAUAGAGAAGCAGUUGCAUAAGUUGGAAGCCAAGUUAGGUUUCUUUCAUGAGAUGGAAAGUGCUGUGAUGAGGGUAAAAGAGCAAUUGGAUAGGUCAAGACAGAAGCUCUACCAUGAGCGGGCACAGAUAAUUGCUGCCCGACUUGGCUUACCAGGUUCCUCAUCUAGAGGAAUGCCAUCUGCGAUGCCUACCAAUAGAAUGGCCACGAAUGCUGCAAACUCAGUUCCAAGGCCCCCACUUAUGAUGACCUCUCAAAGGCCACCCAUGUCGAGACCCACGGGGGCGGUGGCUUCGACCCCUUUAAACCAAUUUUCGUCCUCAACUUUGUCAGGAAGUGUGAUUCGGCCUCCCAGUCAGGACAGCCUUUCUUCUAUUGGGACAAAGUAAAUUUCAUAAGAGAACAUGUGAGUUAUUCAAGUUUGGCCAUGUGAGUUAUUCAAGUUUGGCAGAUUCUUGGUUGCUAUUUUGGAAUUUCAAAAUUCUGUCAACAGAAUAUAACCUUGUCCAUGUUCCCAGUGUUACCACUGAUAAAACCAGACACAAGGGGCUCUCAGAGAUGUUCUGAAUGUGCUCUGUUGUCUUGCUGCAAGGCGUGUCAUUAAGUUUUGGUUGAUUUGAUGAUCUGGGAAGUGGCCUAUCUAUAAACUUUAUUUGAGGUUCUCAAAAGCUAAUCCGUCCAGUUCCAUGACCAAUGAUUACCUUGUAAUAUGAAGACUGAGGCGAAGGCACAGGCAGCAUCUUCUCUACCAGACAGGACUCACCGGAUGUUCCCUACAAUAUAACCUUUUUAAGCUUCUAUUUGAAGCAGUGCUUUCAAGUCGAUGUCCACUUGAAUUUGGCUGCUGUAACUUUUCAUGAGGUGAUGUUAACUCGAGUUGUAUCAUAUUUUAUUCCGUAAGAAAUACUAUACUGUACCUCAGACAGCUUAGAGAUUCAAAGUAGUGCGUGGGAUGUCAUCAAGUCUAAUGUUGGAUUGAGUUCAUUUAGCUCAUAUGACUUUAUUAUAUAGAAUCAGCUUCAAUGCAGAGUCUACAAAAUUUGCCCCUGGA
Messenger RNA from Rosa rugosa (rugosa rose), 3764 nucleotides. RefSeq names its product SWI/SNF complex subunit SWI3D. The record is from RefSeq and is a predicted model, not a curated record. The transcript has 7 exons. The coding region runs from base 88 to 3102 and encodes 1004 amino acids. NCBI's taxonomy places the organism in Eukaryota, Viridiplantae, Streptophyta, Magnoliopsida, Rosales, Rosaceae. Gene Ontology annotation, molecular function: zinc ion binding; protein binding.